Frankliniella occidentalis (western flower thrips) is the source of this 1466-nucleotide messenger RNA. RefSeq names its product putative nuclease HARBI1. The record is from RefSeq and is a predicted model, not a curated record. Lineage: Eukaryota; Metazoa; Arthropoda; Insecta; Thysanoptera; Thripidae. Bases 207 to 1379 code for a protein of 390 amino acids. The transcript is spliced from 5 exons.
AGCACAGGCGUAUUUUCGUUUCUCUACCCCGGUAGCGCUAGCGCUAGCGGCUGACGUCACAACCCACUGCAAACCACAACCCGAAAAGAAAAUGACGACGGUAACAGUUAGAGCUAGGUUAGAGAGGGCGGAGGCUGGGCGGAGGCGCGGAGAGCGAGCCUGUUCAAACAAAUUGUUGUGAUUGAAAAGGUAAACAAGUUUAGAAAAUGAAUCCGGAAAGAUUGAGGAUGGUAAUGGCUGUAGUUGAAGAUGUAUUCUUCGGAGGUGAUGAUGACGACGAUUUAUUGUUAGCUACAGUUUCAGCCUCGUCUUCUUCAUAUGGGCUUGUUUUGAAGAAAAAGAGAGAGGAACAUUUCAGGUUAGGGCAUUUGUCUGGUGAUAUAAAUGAUUGGAUUCCGCGGUAUCUCGAUGCAGAUUUCCACGACAGAUUUAGGAUGAAGAAGGAUUCAUUUUGGGCAUUGGCGGAUGUUGUGCGCCCACUUUACCCACAAAAAUUGUUGCGUGGAAGUGCCCCUUUAGUGGAUUGUAAUAAAGCCAUCCUGAUGACUCUAACAUACCUCGGUCUACAGAUAUCCAUGGAUGAAGUUGGUGACAGGUUUGGUGUUGCUGUAUCAACUGUCCACAAGGAAGUGUAUCUGGUGGUGAAAAUUCUGUGUGAUCUCAAGACCAGAUAUAUCGUUUGGCCGACACAAAACGAAUGUACCAUCAUAGAAAACCAAUUCCGUGAGAGGGCAGGUUUUCCUGGUGUGAUUGGAGCUAUUGACGGUUGUCAUGUACAUGUAUUAGCACCUGCUCGUGACCAGGCGGCAUACAAUGAUCGUAAGAUGAGUCACUCCAUAAUUUUGCAAGGUAUCUGCACUGCGACCAAAAUUUUCACUAAUGUUUCAAUUGGAACACCUGGUUCGAGGCAUGAUUGCACAGCAAUGGCACUAUCCAGUAUUCAUAGGAAAAUAGUAAGUGAAGGACCAAAGAGUGUCAUUUAUGAAGAUCGUUUUCAUCUUAUUGGGGACAAGGCUUAUCCUAAUCGAUGCUGGCUCAUGGCCCCAUACAAGGAUAAUGGUAAUUUAACAAGAAGACAGAAGAAGUACAAUUACCAUCAUAGUCAGACCAGAGUGGUCAUUGAGCACACAUUUGGACUUCUCAAGGGUCGGUGGCGGCGGCUGUUAGCUCUAGGUCUUAAAGAUGUGGCAGAGGAUACCAAUUUCAUUUUGGCAGCAUGUGUGUUGCACAAUUUUUGUUACCUACGCAAUGACUUGGUGAUUCAAGAAAUGGCUGGAGAUGCAAGGAGAGUAGAACAGCAAGCAUUUGCCUUCAAUGAUCAACAAAGCAAAGAAGUUGGCUCCCAAAAAAGGGAAGAAAUAUGUGAUAUAGUUGGAUAAGUUGUGAGUUGCUGAAUAAACACUAAAUUAUAUACACUUGUUGUUGUCAAAUCUUGUGUCUUCAGGAUACAUUGAAAAAAAAACAAA